AAUAAAGAAAGAAAGAGAAAGAAAUAAUUAAUAGCACAUUAUAUAAAUUGGCAGAAGGAAUAGGAAAUUCAUGGAUAUGUGAAGAGACAUAUUGAGAGAGUGAGAGAGAAAGAGAAAGAAAGAAAAGAAGAGAUAUCAAAAAUGGAUGUUGUGACUCAGAUGCAGAGACAGCUGAUCCAAUACACUUCCUCCUUAUUUCAAGAGGGAUUCUUAGAUGAUCAGUUUAACCAGCUUCAGCAACUUCAAGAUGAGAGCAACCCUGAAUUUGUUGUUGAAGUUGUCACUCUCUUCUUUGAGGAUGCUGAGAGGCUUCUUAAUGAACUCUCUAAAUCACUGCAAGUAGAGCAAGAAAGCAUUGAUUUUAGAAAGGUGGAUGCUCAGGUUCACCAACUCAAGGGUAGCAGUUCCAGCAUUGGAGCACAGAGAGUUCAGAGAGUCUGCAUUGCUUUUAGAAACUUUUGUGAGCAGCAGAAUGUUGAAGGGUGCCUUAAAAGCUUGCAAGAGAUAAAACAGGAGUAUUCACUGGUCAAAACAAAACUUGAAACUCUCUUCAAGAUGGAGAAGCAGCUAUUUGCAGCAAGGGGUUCAAUAUCUAGGUAGAAGGAAGAAGAAAAAGCAUUCAUCAAUUUAUGUGUUGUUGUAAUUUGAUUUUGUCCAUUAUAGAUUAUAGCUUAAUUAAGGCAGACCAGAGUUUGCAUCUGCAUCAUCUUUGAAUAACAGAUCACAACUUGAGCUUUUCA
Molecule: messenger RNA, 740 nt
Organism: Arachis duranensis
Lineage: Eukaryota; Viridiplantae; Streptophyta; Magnoliopsida; Fabales; Fabaceae
Product: histidine-containing phosphotransfer protein 1
Exons: 6
Coding region: 142-600 (152 amino acids)
Biological process (GO): phosphorylation; phosphorelay signal transduction system; cytokinin-activated signaling pathway
Cellular component (GO): cytoplasm; nucleus
Molecular function (GO): protein histidine kinase binding; histidine phosphotransfer kinase activity
Source: RefSeq, a predicted model, not a curated record